This is a messenger RNA of Chiloscyllium plagiosum (whitespotted bambooshark), 685 nucleotides long. NCBI's taxonomy places the organism in Eukaryota, Metazoa, Chordata, Chondrichthyes, Orectolobiformes, Hemiscylliidae. The record is from RefSeq and is a predicted model, not a curated record.
CCACACGCUUUAACAAAACUAAAUAGAGAAACCGCCCCGCGGUCCCGCGGCCGGGAGACCCCGGGGGGCGGUGGGGGGGGGAGGAGACAGACAGAGAGCGGCGGCGGCUCUAUCCCCGUCUCCCGGUGUCACACUCCCCCCCCGCCCGGGCCCGGGCCCCCGCCCGCGAUGGAGGUGAUCGAAGGAUGCCGCCUCCCCGUCCUCCGGAGGAACCAGGAGAAUGAGGACGAGUGGCCUCUCGCUGAAAUCCUCAGCGUUAAAGACAUCAGCGGGCGAAAGGUGUUCUAUGUCCAUUACAUAGACUUUAACAAGCGUCUGGACGAGUGGGUGACUCCAGAAAGGUUGGAUCUAAAGAAAAUCCAGUUCCCGAAAAAGGAAGCUAAGACUCCAACUAAGAAUGGCCUCCCAGGAUCCAGGCCGAGCUCUCCGGAGAGAGAUCUGAAGAAGACACUCGAUCUUUCACUGCACACAUCAGCAGCAGGGAUUGGCAAAACCAUUCCAACACCGGGCUUGCCUUACUUAGCCUCAAGUGCUAGUUUACAAAGGGUCUCUGUCGUGAAGAUACCAGACAGGACCAACAGCAUCGAAAACGUCACAAAAAAUUUGUUAUCCGUGAGUUGCCUUUAUACUUGUUUGACCGCUUGCUGGUGAUUUGAGUCAGUUGUGAUGCAAUUUAACCCCUUUC